Strongylus vulgaris is the source of this 478-nucleotide messenger RNA. The record is from the annotation of a GenBank genome assembly. Lineage: Eukaryota; Metazoa; Nematoda; Chromadorea; Rhabditida; Strongylidae.
GUAAAUGUCUUGGUUUGGGUGGGGAAAGUCAUCUGAUGAUACUUCAUCCAAUUCAUCCGUUGGAACUCCAACCUGCACCCACCACUGACCAAUCACCGUUUUCUACUCCUGUUCUUGCCCUCGAUCAAAUCAAGAGCGCCGGAGUUCCAGUUACGCGGCAAAUGACACCUUAUCUGCAGAUGGAUCCAUCAAUGUUCAUCUCUUCGCAGCCGCAGUAUAUUAUGCCUGAUGGCGGUACAGGUACUUCAGGCAAAGGAAAGUUCGAAUUUGCUUUGGGGCACAUCGGUUGGGCAGUCGGUGGCGGCUUCGCAGUCGGUUCUUUGAGAGGUGCUCUAGGAGAGCUGAUGAAUCCAGAAACUAGGAAAUUAGUAGGAAAACCAUGGUUGACUCGUAUGGUGAAUGCAACAGUCAAGCACGGAUCAGGAUAUGCUCAACCAGCUGGUUUGUCAUGGUUUUAUCAUCUUAGCGUUUUUUAAGA